This is a messenger RNA of Stylophora pistillata, 2243 nucleotides long. RefSeq lists its product as uncharacterized. Gene Ontology annotation, molecular function: calcium ion binding. The record is from RefSeq and is a predicted model, not a curated record. Lineage: Eukaryota; Metazoa; Cnidaria; Anthozoa; Scleractinia; Pocilloporidae.
UGAGCAUAAUUUAAAUGAGUUAUGAAAACGUUUGCGCCAUGCGUUCCCUUCAUAUCUGCGUAUUUCUAGCAUGCUCCAUGGUAAUCGUGUUUGCCACAUCACAAGGAAUGACACUGGGGCCAUCUUGCCCACUCAGGUGGCCUAUAAUAACGUAGGAUUCGCAUCAUCUCGCGCUGCCAGCUAUAUGGUAAAUACUAUCAUCACAAUUUUGUUAAUUGCAUUGAUAUUCAUUAUAUUCUUAACUUUGAUGACUUCUCUGAAGCAGACCAAUACCGUCAGUUGAAAUUCCGGUCUGAAAAAGCGUUUGACAGCAAACGCUUCAUAAACCACGUGGUUCGCAUCACUGUGGUCAUGGUAAUGGAGUUCUGUGAAACCAUGUGUUAUAUGGAACCCAACUGUGUCAGCAUUAAUAUCGAUAAACGACAGGAUGGAAAUAGAAAGUACAAAUGUGAAUUGAAUAAUGUUACUCACGAAGGACACAAAGACGACUUGAUAGAAAAUGGAAAUUAUUCUUACCAUGCAGCUGAGAGCGCUUGUGUAAAAAACUCUUGCAAGAACAACGCCACUUGUCAAAGUGGUUUUACUGACAAAGGAUAUCGCUGUUUGUGUACUGCUGGAUUUAAGGGUCAGUCAUGUGAUGAAGAUAUUGAUGAAUGUGCAACAUCUAAUCAUGGCUGCAGCACCACUGCUGUGUGCAAGAAUACUAAGGGAUCGUACAACUGUACAUGCAAACCUGGAUAUUCUGGUGAUGGACGCACUUGCAAAGAUAUUGAUGAAUGUGCCGUUGGAAAUCACGAGUGUGAUCCCAAUGCCGUGUGCAACAACACCCGGGGAUCACAUAAUUGCACAUGUAUGAUUGAUUAUUGGGGAGAUGGAAAGACGUGCAUUAGAAAGGGUGACCCGCUAUUUUCUACCUGCAAGGAAGUGUAUGACAGAAACAUCAGAUCAACUGUGGGUAAAGUGGUGAUAUUAAACAUCGAUUCAAAACCAAUCUCCGUUUUCUGUCACAAGAAAAUCGAUGGAUGCGGUGACGGGGGAUGGACGCCGGUCAUGAAAAUUGAUGGCGAUAAGGACACCUUCCACUAUGACUCACACUAUUGGACUAAUAAGAACGAAUAUAACCCUCUUGGCGGACAGACUGCGUUUGACAGGCAUCAGACUAAGUUAUUGACUUACUGGAACACGCCCUUCUCUAAGAUCUGUUUCGGUAUGAGAUUUGACCAACAGGUCAAGUUCAUUGUUAUCAAAAAACAAGCUGACUCUCUGUACUCGCUGAUCGCUGACGGGAAAUAUCGCAACACGUCACUGGGUCGUAAGAGUUGGAAGGGGCUGUGUGGUUCGAAGGGUUCCCUACAACCCCACUGUAACAGGGAAGGCUUUAAUGCCUUCUCUGAGGAACGUAGUCACUCUAGAGCAAGAAUAGGAAUACUUGGUAACAAUGAAAAUGAUUGCAAAACUUGUGAUUCCCGAAUUGGGUUUGGCACUGGGGGAUAUCCUGACGACUCUAUCACGUGUGGAAAUGCAGCCUCGUGGUGGUUUGGAUCGGACAAAGGAGGGAGCUAUAUUAGGACAAUGGGGUACAUCCUAGUGCAGUAGAAAAGCACCACUCUGGAAAUAUACCACAAAACCAUAAAAUGGUGUGACUGGAAUCUUAAACUCCUGUUACUCAUUAUUAUAGCAAUACAACUACCAAUGAAUAAAUAGGCGAGUAGAUUAGUAAGUAGACGAAUACGACAAAUUAAAGAAUCAGUCAUUAGAUAAACACUCUAUGUGUCAUAGAUUCAAGAAUUAAACUAUCAAAUGAUUUGAAAUUUGAUCAUUUUUCGUAUAAUCAGCAAUGAAAGGUAUAUCUAUUAAAGUAACGUGUUUAAAAUUAUAAAUUACUUUAUUUAGCUUUAUUUGCCAAAACUUCAGGUAUACUGUUGUUAAAAGUUCCUGUUUAGUUUGACGAAGCUUACCGUUGUGUGUUUGAAUAAGACAAUCAACGAGUUCAAAUAAUAUUUUCGUGUAUGAUAAGUGCUGAGCUGGUGCAACGUUGAAUCCGUGAUAAUUUAAGUUUAAAUAAGUUCCCUAAAAUGUAAAGAACAGUCAGACUUUUUCUAAACAAGUUUUGGAUUACAUGAUAAGUAGGCAAGCUUAGAAUGGAAACAGCCUACGAAAUAACACUCAAAAUAUUAGUAUGUGUAAUCAAAUGGCGACGGGGGAAAUUAGGAAAUAAUUUCACGCGCGUUUUGUCAAAAUUC